This is a messenger RNA of Brassica napus (rape), 2075 nucleotides long. RefSeq names its product S-protein homolog 2-like. The record is from RefSeq and is a predicted model, not a curated record. Lineage: Eukaryota; Viridiplantae; Streptophyta; Magnoliopsida; Brassicales; Brassicaceae. The coding region runs from base 631 to 1038 and encodes 135 amino acids. The transcript has a single exon.
CAAUGCAAGUUUUUUAGACAAUAUCUAAAACUUAAAAAUGAUAAAAAUAAAUAAAUAAUAAUUUUUUACAUGAAAUAGAUUAGAAUCAUGAAAUAGAUUAGAAUCGAUCCUCUGCACAACCACUGCUAGAACCGUAUGAAAACGGAGAACCUUUGGAAAAUGACACUUGUCUUAUUUUAGUUGGUUAAAUAAAAUAAUUGUUUUAAAAUCAAAUACAUCCAAGUUUAAAAGUUGAAAUAAUCAUUUAUAUGUUAUUAAUAUUAAUUUUACUUUUUCUUGUAAAUCAUAAAAUAAAAUUACCUAUCCAACAAGAUCCAUUAUGUAUGGAUUAAAAUCAAAUAUUAAUAUUACAAAUUGAUACAAUUGAAUGAAAUUAAGUAACACUAAAAAUGAAAUACAAGAGAUGAGAUAGUUAAGGAGUAUAUCACCAUUGGAGUUGAAAAAAUCAGAUUAGUUUCUUAAUGUAUUUUCUACUUGAAUUAACACUAUUAUAUUAGUAAGAUACUUAGUGAAUAUCUCACCAUUGAGGCUGUUCUUACCAAAACGGCUAAAUGCUCAUAAAUCGAUAUAUAAGAACAUUUAAACUAUAGAAUAUUAUAAGAAAUCUAACAAAGAGAAACAAAAGCAAAAAUGGAUUCUCUAACACAACUCAUAGUUAUCUUCAUGAUGACUAUGUUCAUAAGUGCAACUAUAUCUCAAGCGACGACGACCGUGGUGAUACAUAAUAAUCUUGAAGGUGGUUUAUCGCUAGGAUACCAUUGUAAAUCGGGGGAUGAUGAUCUUGGAUACAAGAGUUUGGCACCAGGUGGAUCAGGAUCCUUUGACUUUAACCCUGAUAUAUUUGGUCGUACGUUAUUUUUUUGUAGCUUCAGUUGGAAUAGUGAGUCGCAUUCUUUUGAUAUCUAUAGCCAAAAGAGAGACAAAGAAUUUGAAAAGUUUGGAUGCACACAAUGCGAAUGGAGGAUAAGCAAAAAGGGACCAUGCAAACUUAACAAAUACAGUAAAAUGUUUGAUAUUUGUUAUCCCUGGGAUGCUUAACAAACCCAUAUAAUAUCAAUAUGUAUAACUCUUACUACUGAAAACAGAAUAAUAAUAAUAAUAAAAUAUAUCUUUUAAUUAAUUUAAUAAAUAUUAUUUUAGCUAAAUAACUGAAGAAAAAAUGAUCUUUGCUGAACACUGUUUGCCGAACUUCAUUGUCUUGCAUUUUAGUUUUUUUUUUUUAUCAUAUGUAUAUCCGGCAAGUCAAGUCCCAACCGACUAAUAUCUUGGGACCUGUCUACUGGCACCAAACAGAUCCGAUCUUGCAUUUUUAGUUGGGAGAAAGAGUCACAUUAUUUUGAUUACAGAGUUUGGAUGCACAAAAUGAGAGUGGAGAAAUACAGAAAAUUGAUCUUGCAAGAUUUAGCAUGUUUGAUCUUUGCUCUUCAUGGAGUUAUUGAUGUUAGAAACAUUUAAAUUCCAUCUCUAUCUCUAUAUCUAUCUCUAUCUCUCACUUUUCUUUUCUUUUUCCCUCUAAGAUAAUAAAAUGACUAAACCAAAGUUGAAUACAUAUAUACGAAAUUCAGAUGAUACAAUGCAUAGGCCAAGACAUCAAAAGCGAAAAAAUAGAGGAGAAAAAAUAGUAAAAUAUCAGUAACCUUUUCUUGUCAAAGAGAGCAUAAAUCGGUCCACCAUCCACCAUCCUUCUCGGAAUCUUGUAUACAAACUACAAAGACAGAAGAAAGGAAAGAUGACAAGCGAUUGCAAACCACCCCUUUGGCUGAUUUUAACCUUUGAUGGUGUCUUCCUAAGUCGCGUUUAGAUCCUUUUACUUAAUAACAAAUUAAUUAAAAUUAAUUAAACAAAUGUUUCUACAGAGAAAUAACAAAAGACUAAGUUAUGAUUGCGUGGAAUAAACAUUGUGUAUACAAUUAUUUUUAUAUAUGUUAUUAAUUUUGUGUUUAUUUAUAUAUCAUGAAAUAAUAAAUAUAUUCAAUAAUUGAAAAUCGAGUAACUAUAUAUGUAUAUAACUAAACUGGAGUAAGCACAUAAAUCAAAAUAAUCACUUUUCUUUAUUUACAAUAAUUUUUACAGUU